Trichobilharzia szidati is the source of this 678-nucleotide messenger RNA. NCBI's taxonomy places the organism in Eukaryota, Metazoa, Platyhelminthes, Trematoda, Strigeidida, Schistosomatidae. The record is from the annotation of a GenBank genome assembly.
AUGUUCACGGUCGGUCAGCUGGUUGAAAAUUCUGGAAGAGUUGGGAACAAUUUGAAGACUGAAACCCCAAAUGUUAACAAAAUUAACCGCAAGUUCGGUCUGCGUGAUGUAAACAUCCAACAAAAUGUCCCUGCACACUCAGAACUGAAGCAAACCCAAAAACCAUCAAUUCCAGAGGAGGCAUAUAAUGAUGAGCCUGAAAAAUACAUUCCACCUACAGAAACAGACGACGAUGUUGAUGUACAAGCAAGGCUGGAUAGCCUAAAUUCUCUGUUGAAUGGAGUGAUCUCUCUGUCACGUGGAAAAACUUUCGAGGUUUAUACAGAUCCCCCUGCAAAUGAUUAUGCCAACGAAUCAGAUCCAUCAAAUUUUGAAAUACCUGAUUCGGAAAUCAGUGCCAUGUUCAAUUGCUUCAACUAGGCACAUGUGGUUACAACUUCUAUGUCAGAAACCUUGAAAGAGGAUGCUAGUCUUUUACCAAUUCAACUUGAGAAAGCUUGACUGGUUUUAUACUCAAUUUUGGUUGAUUGACAGUGUACAAACAUUUUUAUGUUUUCGACAUAUGUUUGAUGUUGUAACAGUGUUUCUUGCUAUGGACUAUAGAAUAUAUUAAGUCUUUCGCAUUCCCGUUGUUUCCAUGUUUCCUUUUUGGUUUAGUAAAUCAUCGGCUACAUAAAA